AUGCUGUGCUGUUCGUCAAGAGAAAGUGUGGCGAGAAAAAUACCGGGCCGAAUUAUUUCGGUGGAAUUGCAGAAUUUUAUGUGCCAUGAAGCGCUACGCAUUGACUUUGAUUUGCAGGGACGUAAUUGCUUUUUUAUUGGUGGAUCAAAUGGAUCCGGGAAAAGCGCACUGUUUGCGGCGCUGAAUAUUGGCCUCGGAGGACGUGGAAGUCAGAAUGAGCGUGGCUGUGCACUUCGACAGUAUAUCAAAGAUGGACAAAAGUUGGCUUUUUUCCAGCUUUAA
Molecule: messenger RNA, 282 nt
Organism: Gongylonema pulchrum
Lineage: Eukaryota; Metazoa; Nematoda; Chromadorea; Rhabditida; Gongylonematidae
Source: the annotation of a GenBank genome assembly